AUGAAAAAAAACCAGGGAGAAAAUGACUUAAAUUUUCCAAACAAGGAGAAGUUUGUCAAAGGAAAAGGGUUUAACGUCGAUUUCGUCCCUCCUUCAAUCGAUACUGAAACUCCCGAAAAAAGUAAGUACUUCCAUACAACCAUUGCUCCUGACGUCGCAAAAGAUCAACCGUUUUGCUUAGGAGUAGAUGAAGCUGGACGUGGACCAGUUUUAGGUCCUAUGGUUUAUGCCGUUGCAUAUUGUCCCGUCGAUUUUGAUCUGACAAACUUUGGGUUUGCCGACAGUAAGACUCUGACUGCUGUAAAACGCUCUCAACUUUUAGAAGAUAUUUGCAAUACAGAAACUGAGCUUGGACGUCAUGUAGGGUGGUCCGUUCAGAGCAUUUCUGCUAAGGAGUUAGGUGCCGGAAUGCUGCGCAAAUACAACAAAUACAAUCUCAAUUCUCAGGCGCAUGACACCACCAUGAGUUUAAUUCAAAAGGUAUACGAUUCAGGUAUCCAGAUAAGAGAAAUUUACGUUGACACGGUGGGUCCUCCAGAAACAUAUCAACAGAAACUUCAAGCACGCUUCCCUCAAGCAAAAGUUAAGGUAACUAAAAAAGCAGAUUCACUGUUUCCGAUUGUAUCUCUCGCUUCUAUAUGUGCCAAGGUUACUCGAGACGUUCAACUUGAACUUGUCCGAUAUCUUUUACAGACCCAAGAUUGGGGUUCUGGCUAUUCAUCUGACGCCAGAACAACAAAAUGGCUACGAUCUUCAGUUCAACCUGUAUUUGGAUGGAAAGGAGAUAUUGUGCGCUAUUCCUGGCAAACCGCUCGUGACAUCCUUGAGGUUGCUUCUUCAAAGACAUCAUCUCCUUCUUUUGUGGAUGUUGACUGGCACGAGGAGAAAGCUGCCCCCAUAAAUUUUACGGCUCGUAAACCAAGUUCGAAAAGCCGUUCAUGGUUUGGGACAGAUUUUGCAUUCUAA
This is a messenger RNA of Schizosaccharomyces octosporus yFS286, 966 nucleotides long. RefSeq names its product ribonuclease H2 complex subunit Rnh201. The transcript has a single exon. Gene Ontology annotation, biological process: mismatch repair; DNA replication, removal of RNA primer. The coding region runs from base 1 to 966 and encodes 321 amino acids. Gene Ontology annotation, molecular function: RNA-DNA hybrid ribonuclease activity; RNA binding. NCBI's taxonomy places the organism in Eukaryota, Fungi, Ascomycota, Schizosaccharomycetes, Schizosaccharomycetales, Schizosaccharomycetaceae. Gene Ontology annotation, cellular component: ribonuclease H2 complex. The record is from RefSeq and is a predicted model, not a curated record.